This is a messenger RNA of Chelmon rostratus (copperband butterflyfish), 666 nucleotides long. RefSeq names its product regulator of G-protein signaling 20. The transcript is spliced from 4 exons. The record is from RefSeq and is a predicted model, not a curated record. Bases 1 to 666 code for a protein of 221 amino acids. Lineage: Eukaryota; Metazoa; Chordata; Actinopteri; Chaetodontiformes; Chaetodontidae.
AUGGGCUCGGAGCGGGUGGAGAUGCGUAAGAGACAGAUGCAGGUUCAUCAGGAAGCAGCUGCCAGUGUCCUCCAAGCGCGCCACAGAAUGGGAAACACCCCCACCAACGCCUCAAACGCCUGCUGCUUCUGCUGGUGCUGCUGCUGCAGCUGCUCCUGUUUGACUGUUAGGAGUGAGGAUGAGACAAUACAGAGGUCCACUUUUGAGCGCAGGACAGAGGGGACCACUAACUGUGAAGAAAGUCUGAAGCCUACCCUGGAAGACGCGCGCUCAUGGCCGACGUCAUUUGAAAAGGUGAUGAAGAGUGCAGCCGGUCGCAGCUGCUUCAGGCAGUUCCUGCGGACAGAGUUCAGCGAGGAGAACAUGAUGUUCUGGCUCGCUUGCGAGGAGCUGAAAAAGGAGACCAACAAGACUGUGGUGGAGGAGAAAGUCCGUCAAAUUUAUGAGGACUUCAUCUCAAUCCUCUCCCCUAAAGAGGUCAGUUUGGAUUCACACGUUCGGGACGUGAUAAACCGCAACAUGCUGGAGCCGACCUCGCACACGUUCGAGGAGGCUCAGCAGCAGAUCUACACGCUGAUGCAGAGAGACUCGUACCCCCGCUACAUAAACUCAGCUGCAUACACAGACCUGCUGAAGAGCCUGGAGGAGCCUCCCCCGGAGCCAUAG